Closterium sp. Naga37s-1 is the source of this 1887-nucleotide messenger RNA. Lineage: Eukaryota; Viridiplantae; Streptophyta; Zygnematophyceae; Desmidiales; Closteriaceae. The record is from the annotation of a GenBank genome assembly.
AUGGGGAUCUCUCUUCGGGCGGUCGCGAUACUCUUUCUCGUUGGGUCCAUCUCCGCAACCGUCGUAUCCGCCGCUGAGCCGUACCUAGUGACCAAAGCCAAGCAGCUUCGCGGCAUCGCCGACACCGCGCAAGCGGAUCUCGACGCCGCUAAUGCGCUUCUCCAGCAGCGGCAGGCGGAAGAAGCGCCUUUCGCACAAAAGGCGGCGGCCGCGGAUGCGGAAGCCGCCGCCGCAACGACGGAGCUCAACAACAAGCGCGCCGAGCUCGAGGCGUCAAAAGUGGAGCAGGAAACGGCUCGUCAGGCGCUGAUUCAGGCGAAGCAGAAUUCGCGCGACGAGCGUUCGUACUACGACGAUCUCGAGUCGCAGGCCGAAGAGGCACUCUUUGAAGAGAGCGAGGCCGCCAAGGACGUGCUGGAUGCCAUUUCCCGCCAGAACACCACCGCGGUCGUGCUAUCCGAGCAGCAGAAAAUCUCGACGGAGGCUUACAAUGACGCUGUCGCCGCGGCUCGGUCAGCGGCUCGCCUCGAAACCCCAGAGGCCAAGGCGCUUCAGACGGAAUUGUAUAACGUCAAGCUGCAAGCGGAUCGCAUCCUUGGCGCCGUGAAGAAACAAUCCGACCGCGCCGUCCAGCGUGUGUCGGAGAGGCAGACGGAAAGCGAGAAGGUCAAGAAGGACAAGAGCGAUACUCGCGGCGCGGCGAACGAGCAGAAGGUAAUCAAGGAAAAGGCGGAGAAGGACGAGGCCGACUCGAACGUAUUUUUCACCAAGGCGAUCGGUAAGACCAAGAACUUGGAUACCGCGGUGAAAGCGGCGGGGCAGAAUUACAACGCGAAGGUGAAGGCGCAGCGGGACGCGAAGAUUGCGCUGGCGCCCAAGGCCAAUGCGCGCGCGGCGCAGGAGCGCACCGUGGCGGUGAGGAAGACGCGCGCGGACGCGGCGAAGGGGAACGCGGAUAACUCGGAGAAGGAAGCAAGGGGGAAAGGUCUCAACUGCUCUUACCUCGUCGUUCGAGCGAAGCAGCUCAGAGCCGCAUCUGACUCUUACGCCGCGGAUCUCAAGGCCGCGCAAGCCGUCGCUGCACAGAAAGCGCAGGAUGAAGCCGAUGCUGCCGCCGCGAUCUCCGCUAUCGAGAAUGACAAUACCGCGGAUAAUCUCCGCUCCACUCUGGACAGCAUGAAAGACGCCAUGGAUGCCGCUAAGUACGACCUCGACGACGCGAACAGAAUCUUAACUUUCCGCAAGCAGGCCUACAUUCAGGCGCAGAUCGAUCCCACCAGCCACCCCGAGCUUCCCGCAGCCACAAAAGCCGUCAACGACGCGGCGCGCCGUGUGAAAAUGACCGCAGCGCUUCUCGACGAAUGGCGCAACGUCAUCGCGGACGCGGCGGCGGCGAUCAAGGAUGCGCUGCAGGCGUACGAGAAAGACCCGUCGCCGGUUAAUAAGGUGGCUGUUGCGGAAGCGGAAUCCGUUCAGUCGUCUGUGGAGGAGGUUCUCCCGGAUAUUGAGAGCCAGGCGGAUCGCGCGAAGGCGAAACUCGCCAAGGCUCAGAAUAACUACCAGAGGCUCGUCACCCUGGGCCCCCAGAGCGUCGACAUUUUCAAGUCUGCGUUGGACGACGCGACGAACGACGUCGCACUGGCGCAGAGGUCGUACGACGACGCGAUGGCGAUCUACAACGACGCUGUCGCAGCGCUGGACAACUUCAUGGCGAAGCAGGUCAAGGCGCUGGCGGCGGCGAAGGCCAACCUCGCGGCGGUGAAGAUAAACCGCGCGGUGGCGGAUAAGCGCGUGGUGCAGCUGGCGGAUCGCGCCAAGGCAGGCCUUGCGCGCGCCGUGGAUGCGGAAAAGGCGGUGCAGGAUGCGACGGUGGUUAUCAAGCCGUGA